Molecule: messenger RNA, 660 nt
Organism: Acanthosepion pharaonis
Lineage: Eukaryota; Metazoa; Mollusca; Cephalopoda; Sepiida; Sepiidae
Source: the annotation of a GenBank genome assembly
AUGGAUAUAGGAGCCGUUCAGGAUGGUGGUUUAUUUGAUAUAGGCGCCGUUCGGGAGGGUGGUUUAAUGGAUAUAGGCGUCGUCCGGGAGGUUGGUUUAUUUGAUAUAGGCGCCGUUCAGGAGGGUGGUUCAGUUGAUAUAGUCGCCGUUCAGGAGGGUGGUUUAGUUGAUAUAGGCGCCGUUCAGGAGGGUGGUUUACUUGAUAUAGGCGCCGUUCGGGAGGGUGGUUCAGUUGAUAUAGUCGCCGUUCAGGAGGGUGGUUUAGUUGAUAUAGGCGCCGUUCAGGAGGGUGGUUUACUUGAUAUAGGCGCCGUUCGGGAGGGUGGUUCAGUUGAUAUAGUCGCCGUUCAGGAGGGUGGUUUAGUUGAUAUAGGCCCCGUUCAGAAGUGUGGUUUAGUUGAUAUAGGCGCCGUUCAGGAGGGUGGUUUCAUGGAUAUAGGCACCGUUCAGGAGGGUGGUUCAGUUGAUAUAGGCGCCGUUCAGGAGGAUGGUUUCAUGGAUAUAGGCGCCGUUCAGGAGGGUGGUUUACUUGAUUUAGGCGCCGUUCAGGAGGGUGGUUUAGUUGAUAUAGGCGCCAUUCAGGAGCGUGGUUUCAUGGAUAUAGGCGCCGUUCGGGAGGGUGGUUCAGUUGAUAUAGGCCCCUUCAGGGUGGUGGUUUAG